UCUGCCGUCUGGUGCUGCGUCCGCCGACGUUUCCAAAAUGGAGACACAGCCGUGUCGAACUCGUGAUUAAAACACCAUUUACGAAUGACCCGAGGCGAAAGCUCGAUUACCACUGACGACGACGGUAACAAACAAGUAAACGAGUAACGGCCAGCGCGUUCGUUUCAGUAUUUUUAGUAGGUUCCCAUCAUCGGAAAAAGGCGAAUAACAAUAAUAUUCUCGUCCGUUUCUCCCGCGGUCGAGGAGUUCGGUCGGUCCGUUAACGCUAAGCCGCGGUCUGCGUGUGCGCGCUCUCGUGUGUGUGUGUACCGUGUUUGAGUGUGCGUGCGUACUGCGUACAGUCCAUCGUUUUCCAAUGUGCUGUUCUGCCGCCGCCACCACUACCCUCAGGUAGUAGCGUAGUAUGUGGGCCGCGAACCAGGCCAGAUAGGCGUAUCAGAAAAAUUUCUUCUUUUUCUUCUUUUUUUUUUUUUAUCAAUAAAAAAAAGUGCGGAGCAAUAAAUCACGUUUCCUUUUCUCGUUCCGUUUUGUACGGCACACAUUUUCCUCUAGGAACCACCCGUGUGUGUUUACGCCGAAUUCGCGAGUUCGCACGAAUUAUGUAAAACCGAAGAGCAGCCACCCGCCGCACACUUAGUCGACGACGCCGACGACUGCUGUAGUGCUGUAUACUUCGACAAAGACGACGACGAUUGAUAGAAGAGCUACUCCGAACAGAGAACUCGACGACAAUAUUCACACCACCCACCGGUGGACAUGAGUGGAAGGCCCAGGACUACUUCCUUUGCUGAAGGAAAUAAAACUUCUCCGAAUCCUCCUCUAGGCGGAAUUAAAGUCAUAAGUAAAGAUGGCAGUAAAGUCACUACAGUCGUGGCAAAUCCGUGCCAGGGACCAGAUCGACCCUUGGAGGUGUCGUAUACAGACACAAUGGUUAUCGGCAAUGGAAGUUUUGGUGUUGUAUACCAAGCCAAAUUAUGUGAUACUGGAGAAAUGGUUGCUAUUAAAAAAGUCCUUCAAGAUAAAAGAUUUAAGAAUCGUGAAUUACAAAUAAUGAAACGUCUAGACCAUUGUAACAUAGUGAAAUUGAAAUUCUUCUUUUAUUCAAGUGGUGACAAGAAGGAUGAAGUUUAUCUUAAUUUAGUUUUGGAAUACAUACCAGAUACUGUAUAUAAAGUUGCUCGCCAUUAUAGCAAAUUAAGGCAAACAAUUCCGAUCAACUACAUUAAGCUGUACAUGUACCAGUUAUUCCGAAGUUUGGCUUAUAUUCACUCAUUAGGCAUAUGUCAUCGCGAUAUUAAGCCUCAAAAUUUGUUAUUAAAUCCUGAAACAGGGGUAUUGAAGUUGUGCGAUUUUGGCAGUGCUAAGACUCUUAUCAAGGGCGAACCUAAUGUAUCCUACAUAUGUUCAAGAUACUACCGAGCACCUGAACUGAUAUUCGGUGCUAUAGAUUACACAACAAAAAUUGAUGUAUGGAGUGCUGGAUGUGUAUUAGCAGAACUUAUGUUAGGUCAGCCAAUCUUCCCAGGAGACUCUGGUGUUGAUCAGUUAGUGGAAAUUAUAAAAGUCCUUGGCACACCAACAAGAGAACAGAUUAGAGAAAUGAAUCCCAACUAUACAGAAUUCAAAUUCCCACAGAUCAAAUCUCAUCCUUGGUCAAAGGCGUCAUUUGUAAAGGUUUUCCGUAUGCGGACACCAGCAGAAGCUGUAGAAUUGGUGUCGGUGUUACUUGAAUACACUCCAUCACUUAGGGUGUCUCCAUUACAAGCUUGUGCUCAUGCAUUUUUCGAUGAGUUAAGAGAUCCACUCCAUAGAUUACCAAAUGGACGAUCAUUACCUCCACUUUUCAAUUUUACACAAUUAGAAUUAAGUGCAGCUGGGUCUUUGAAAUCUGCUUUGAUACCCAAGCAUUUAAAAGAUUCCGUGGGAAGUGGAAAUGAAGCAUCUGCUGCUAGUGGUGGUCCAUCUACUCCAGAGAAUAUUAAUCCCGACAGUCCAAAUCACCCUUCAUCAUCAACUACUUCCAGGCAACCUUCAAAUGAAAUAGUUUAAAAGUGCUACCAAAAAAUGCCUUGGCAAUCAAACCACUCACAAACAUUUAAGGUAAUAUAUUUGUACACCGAAAAAAACUUAUUACAAAUUCAUCAUAUCUGUAUUGUUUUAUGUAUUAAGUUUUUUUAAAAAAAAGUACAGUCUAAGGUUGUCAACUUUGUUAUUAGGUAAAUUUGUUGAUACCUAAACUCGCCUUAUGAAAUGAAUGAAUUACGCAAUUUUAAAACGUUUUUAAGCUCAUUUUCAAUAAUACUAACAACCAUAUUUUUUCUUUUUGUUGUUACAAACUUUAAACAAAAUUAUUGGAACUAAUAAUCAGUCUUAUUUUAAUCAAAUAUUAUUAUGUUGUUGUUUUUUUUCCUUUUUUUAUAGUAAGAUAUUUGUUUUUUUUUCCCAAAGGAUCUCGUCAAACGUGUAGCCUUUUUAAAAAUUAAAUUCAAAUUUUGAUUUAGUUCCCAAUUACUUGCCUUUUGUGUUAUUUUUUAAGUCCAAAGAUAAUUUUAUAAACAAUUAAAUGUGUAUUAAUAUAUAUACUAUAAUAAACUUGUGUAAAUAUAGUGCAAAUUCUUAUGGUUU
This is a messenger RNA of Rhopalosiphum maidis (corn leaf aphid), 2625 nucleotides long. RefSeq names its product protein kinase shaggy (gene sgg). Gene Ontology annotation, biological process: negative regulation of canonical Wnt signaling pathway; protein phosphorylation; signal transduction. Lineage: Eukaryota; Metazoa; Arthropoda; Insecta; Hemiptera; Aphididae. Gene Ontology annotation, molecular function: ATP binding; protein serine/threonine kinase activity. Gene Ontology annotation, cellular component: axon; nucleus; cytoplasm. Bases 757 to 2049 code for a protein of 430 amino acids. The transcript is spliced from 9 exons. The record is from RefSeq and is a predicted model, not a curated record.